Messenger RNA from Pangasianodon hypophthalmus (striped catfish), 1992 nucleotides. It is a transcript of the gene nmd3, whose product is annotated as NMD3 ribosome export adaptor. The transcript is spliced from 16 exons. Gene Ontology annotation, molecular function: ribosomal large subunit binding. Lineage: Eukaryota; Metazoa; Chordata; Actinopteri; Siluriformes; Pangasiidae. The record is from RefSeq and is a predicted model, not a curated record. Bases 69 to 1583 code for a protein of 504 amino acids. Gene Ontology annotation, biological process: ribosomal large subunit export from nucleus. Gene Ontology annotation, cellular component: nucleus; cytoplasm.
AGUAACGUGCAGUAACGUCGUGGAUCUGAGCUGAAGUUUGUGCCUGGAUAAAACCAUUAUCAUUCGCUAUGGAGUACAUGCAAGCUCCAGCAUCAAGCAGCCAAGGCAAUAUCCUUUGCUGCACAUGUGGCAUCCCCAUCCCCCCGAACCCGGCCAACAUGUGCGUGUCCUGCCUCAGGACCCAGGUGGACAUCUCCGAUGGAAUCCCAAAGCAGAUCUCCAUCCAUUUCUGCAAACAGUGUGAACGGUACCUACAGCCUCCAGGCACAUGGGUUCAGUGUGCUUUAGAGUCCCGCGAGCUGCUCGCUCUCUGCCUAAAGAAAAUAAAGGGCUCAAUGUCAAAGGUGCGGCUCAUCGACGCAGGCUUCGUGUGGACAGAGCCGCACUCUAAAAGGAUCAAAUUGAAGCUCACCAUUCAGAAGGAGGUAAUGAAUGGUGCCAUCAUGCAGCAGGUGUUUGUGGUGGAUUUCAUCAUUCAGUCCCAGAUGUGUGACGACUGCCAUCGGGUGGAGGCCAAGGAUUACUGGAAGGCCGUUGUGCAAGUUAGACAGAAGACCGUCCACAAGAAGACCUUUUACUACUUGGAACAGUUGAUUCUGAAGCACAGGGUGCACCAGAACACACUUCGCAUCAAGGAAAUCCAUGAGGGCAUUGAUUUCUACUAUGGCUCCAAGCAGCAUGCCCAAAAGAUGGUGGAUUUCUUACAGUGUAUGGUUCCGUGCAGGUCAAAGUCUUCGCAGCGGCUCAUCUCUCAUGAUGUUCACUCGAACUCCUACAACUACAAAAGCACCUUCUCUGUAGAGAUUGUGCCCAUCUGUAAGGACAAUGUGGUGUGUCUGUCUCCACGUCUGGCUCAGAGCAUGGGAAACCUGGGCCAGGUGUGUGUGUGCAUCCAGGUGACCAGCACCGUGCACCUCAUUGACCCGAACACACUGCAGAUUGCAGAGAUAGAUGCAAACACGUACUGGCGUUACCCGUUUAACAGCCUCCUUAAUCCGCGCCAGCUGGAGGAGUUUAUCGUCAUGGACAUCGACAUCAUCAGGGACCAGCGAUUAGGCGCAGGAGCUGGCCUGAGAUCCAACCGGCACACUUUGGCUGAAGUGUGGGUUCAGAAGACCAGUGAGAUGGACACCGGUCGGCAGUAUCACUGCCGCACACACCUGGGCCACCUGCUCAACAUCGGAGACCUGGUGAUGGGCUACGACUUCGCCAACUCGAACCUCAACGAUGAGUUUCUGAACAAGAUGAAUCCUCACCGUGUGCCUGAUGUGGUUCUGAUUAAGAAGAGCUACGACAGGACAAAGAGAAUAAAGCGCAGGAACUGGAAGCUGAAGGAGCUGCAUAGGGACAGAGAAGGCAUGGACACGGAUGAUGAAAGGCAAUACCAAGAUUUCUUGGAGGAUCUCGAGGAGGAUGAAUCACUGCGUAAGAACGUCAACAUCUUCAGAGACGCCUCCAAGAUUCCUGUGGAGAGCGACACGGAUGAAGAAGGCAUACCAGGGAUCUCUCUGGCGGAGAUGAUGGAGGACCUGAGUCUCAGCGAUGCCACCGGAGGAGAAGGGGCGGACAUGAUGACUGAUUAGAUUAGCAUAAUGAACGCUCAGAGAAGAAACAGCAGCAGUGAGGCAAAAAGGUUGUGGCAGUCCAGGGGGAAUUCUGUACAGGUUUGUUUUCUUUUGUGCUUCAGUGCACCUCCUGAAAGGCUCGAUAAUUAGCAUAAGUUGUACCAGGAAACACACAGUGCAGGAUUCCCUCCAGACUGCCAUAUUGGAAGCUACUGGUGUGUUUCUGUGGAAUUCACGGUUUGUUGUUAUCAGAUAAAAGGAGAACGCUUAAUUUUUUUCCACAAUGCAAUAAUCUUAUAAUAAUCUAAUACUAUUGAAAUAUUAACUUGAGUAAUUGUGUGUUCUGGUAAAGGACUGACUGAAGUUGUGUGGUGUGGUGAUGUUAAAUGCUUCACCAUAAUAAAUAAAAAAGAUCCUGGCCAAUGAA